GGAAGGGAAAUGACGAAGACUUCAUAACGAGAAGGUGAAAGUGAACCACUAUGAGGGCACUAGGAAACUCUGUCGUUACACUAUGUCUGAGUUUAUUGAGCUUCGGUCACAUACAGGCGAAACCGGAUCUCAAAUGGUGGCAGACGACCAUUGUUUAUCAGAUUUAUCCUAGGUCGUUUAAGGACAGUGAUGGAGAUGGUGUUGGCGAUCUUAAGGGAAUCAUCUCUAAACUGGAUCAUUUUGUAUAUCUUGGUGUCCAGGCUAUCUGGUUAAGUCCUUUCUAUAAAUCACCUAAUAAAGACUUUGGUUAUGAUAUUUCUAACCAUACUGAUGUAGAUCCUUUGUUUGGAGAUCUGGAUGAUGUGACCGAACUGAUAGAAGAAUGCCAUAAACGAGAUAUUAAAGUGAUAAUUGAUUUUGUACCCAACCAUACCAGUGAUCUACAUCCCUGGUUUCAAGCCAGUAUUAAAAAACAAGAACCAUACACAGAUUUUUAUGUUUGGACUGAUGGUAAAACAGGUCCCGAUGGUGCGCGGACCAAACCAAAUAAUUGGUUGGGUGUUUUUGGUGGCGAGGUCUGGAAAUGGAAUGAUGAGAGGAAACAGUUCUAUUACCAUGCUUUUGUUGAAGAACAACCAGAUCUCAACUAUAGAAACCCUAAAGUUGUGGAUGAGAUGAAUAAAGUGAUAGAUUUUUGGAUGAAGAUGGGUGUAGACGGUAUAAGGGUAGAUGCUAUCACUAAUCUGAUUGAAACAGAGGAUAUAUUUCAAGAUGAACCUCGUAGUUAUAAACCAGGGGUUCCACCAUUUCAGUACGAGUACUUAGACCAUAUCUACACAUCUAAUUUACCAGAAAUACGAGGUGCUAUACGAGGAUGGCGAAAUGUUAUGGACAAACAUUCCCAAAAAGACGGAUUAGAAAGGUUUAUGGUGGUAGAGUUUUACGAUACACCAGAGAAAAGAAACGCCUAUCUAGACUAUGGAGUCCAUUUGCCUUUUAAUUUUGAUCUCAUCGAACCUAUUGGUAUAAGACCGGAAAGUGGUGGGCGACAAAUUAGAGAUUUGGUUGAUAUUGAGUAUGCUAAUCUACCGCAAAACUCUUGGCCUAAUUUUGUUAUGGGGAAUCACGAUAGAAAACGUAUUACCAAGAAAAGGGGUGCUAGAGCUGCCAACGCUUUCAACAUGUUACUGUUAACAUUGAAAGGAACACCAACAACCUACUAUGGUGAAGAAAUUGGAAUGGAAGAAAUACAUGUCUCUUUUGAAGAUACUCAGGAUCCAUGGGGACUUAAUUAUGGCAAGGAGAGAUACGAAGAAUUUUCCCGUGAUCCAUGUCGCUCCCCUCUACAAUGGAAUGACGGAUAUCAGAGUGGUUUUACUACGGCAAACAAACCAUGGUUACCAGUUCACCCCAAUUAUAAAACACUCAAUAUUCAGACACAGAUGGCAUCGAAUGAUCUCAGCCCAAUUCAACUCUACAGUCAGCUAGCUCGUUUACGUCAAGAACCAUCUUUUCAAUAUGGUGAUUUAUUUUAUUCAGUUGUUAAUGAUAAUAUAUUUUCUUAUGUCAGACAAACAGAAGGCCAGCCACAAUAUUUAGUGACUAUCAAUUUUGGUAAAUCCAAAUCAAUUGAUGAUUAUACGAGUUCUGUCAAUGGGAGGGAGGGUAAAGUAAUAGCUCAUACUGGUAAUUUUAAUGAACAGAAUAUGAAAAUUGAUUUAUCUAAAAUAGUAUUAAAACCGGACCAAGGUUUGGUAUUAGAAGUACUGAGUAAUAAGGAUGAAUUGUAAUUUUUUUUAGAAUUUUUUUUUAAAAAGCUUUAAUAAUAAUAAUAAGGAUGAAUUAUAUUUUUUUUUAGAAAUGUUUUUAAAUGGCUAGGCCUAUUUAUAGUGUAAAUGUAAAAUAUAUGGAAUUGGUAAUAAAACAAUUAUAUUCCUGGGA
Molecule: messenger RNA, 1941 nt
Organism: Lottia gigantea (owl limpet)
Lineage: Eukaryota; Metazoa; Mollusca; Gastropoda; Lottiidae
Exons: 10
Coding region: 51-1790 (579 amino acids)
Biological process (GO): carbohydrate metabolic process
Source: RefSeq, a predicted model, not a curated record